This is a messenger RNA of Leguminivora glycinivorella, 3414 nucleotides long. RefSeq names its product acetylcholine receptor subunit beta-like 1 (gene nAChRbeta1). Gene Ontology annotation, molecular function: transmembrane signaling receptor activity; acetylcholine-gated monoatomic cation-selective channel activity. NCBI's taxonomy places the organism in Eukaryota, Metazoa, Arthropoda, Insecta, Lepidoptera, Tortricidae. Gene Ontology annotation, biological process: regulation of membrane potential; signal transduction; monoatomic ion transmembrane transport. The transcript has 9 exons. The coding region runs from base 1 to 1578 and encodes 525 amino acids. Gene Ontology annotation, cellular component: postsynaptic membrane; neuron projection; synapse. The record is from RefSeq and is a predicted model, not a curated record.
AUGACGGGCGGGACGCGCGCUUGCCUGCUGCUGGCGGCGCUCCUCGCCGUGCUCUACUCAGGAUGGUGUUCGGAGGACGAAGAGCGCCUGGUGCGCGAUCUGUUCAGAGGAUACAACAAACUCAUACGGCCGGUGCAAAACAUGACACAGAAGGUCGACGUGCGGUUUGGCCUCGCCUUCGUCCAGCUCAUCAACGUUAACGAGAAGAAUCAAAUUAUGAAAUCGAACGUUUGGCUUCGUUUAGUAUGGAUGGAUUAUCAGCUGAUGUGGGACGAAGCAGACUACGGAGGCAUCGGUGUACUUCGCCUACCCCCUGACAAAGUCUGGAAACCGGACAUUGUUCUGUUCAACAACGCUGAUGGCAACUACGAAGUGCGAUACAAGUCUAACGUUCUCAUCUACCCUAACGGCGAAGUACUUUGGGUACCCCCUGCUAUAUAUCAGAGUUCAUGCACCAUCGACGUAACAUACUUCCCAUUCGAUCAACAAACUUGCAUCAUGAAAUUCGGAUCUUGGACCUUCAACGGCGACCAAGUAUCUCUCGCCCUAUACAACAAUAAGAACUUCGUGGAUCUGUCUGAUUACUGGAAAUCUGGAACAUGGGAUAUCAUAGAAGUGCCUGCGUACUUGAACAUCUACGAGGGGAACCACCCUACUGAGACAGACAUCACAUUUUACAUCAUUAUCAGAAGGAAGACUUUGUUCUAUACUGUGAACUUGAUUCUGCCGACCGUACUUAUCUCGUUCCUUUGUGUGUUGGUAUUCUACCUGCCUGCUGAAGCUGGAGAAAAGGUAACACUGGGUAUCAGCAUUUUGCUGUCACUGGUUGUGUUCUUGCUCCUGGUAUCGAAGAUCCUCCCGCCGACCUCUCUCGUGCUGCCUCUCAUCGCCAAGUACCUGCUGUUCACAUUCAUCAUGAACACCGUCAGUAUCCUCGUCACGGUCAUCAUCAUCAACUGGAACUUCAGAGGACCUAGAACCCAUCGCAUGCCUCUUUGGAUUCGAAGUGUGUUCUUGCACUACCUGCCUGCCGCGCUGCUCAUGCGGCGUCCCCGCAAGACCCGCCUGCGUUGGAUGAUGGAGAUGCCCGGGAUGGGCGCGCCGCCGCACGCCGCCGCCCCGCACGACCUGCCCAAGCACAUCAGUGCUAUUGGGGCGAACCAAAGCAAAAUGGAGGCGAUGGAGCUGUCUGACUUGCAUCAUCCUAACUGCAAGAUCAAUCGAGCUGCUGGAGGCGGUGGUGAAGUGGGCGCCUUGGGUGGUCUAGGCGCGCUCGGCGGCCUCGGCCUCGGUGGGGAGAGACGGGAGUCAGAGAGCUCCGACUCCCUUCUUCUGUCUCCUGAAGCAGCCAAAGCAACUGAAGCAGUCGAAUUCAUUGCAGAGCAUUUAAGAAACGAAGAUCUUUACAUUCAGACGCGCGAGGACUGGAAGUACGUUGCCAUGGUGAUCGAUAGACUUCAGCUGUACAUCUUCUUCAUCGUGACCACUGCUGGGACUGUCGGCAUCUUGAUGGACGCGCCACACAUCUUCGAAUACGUUGACCAAGACCGGAUCAUCGAAAUAUACCGAGGAAAGUAAACGACAAGCAGCUUAUUGAGUACGACAAUCUUAUUUAGAGUUGCUUAAUGUUGUAGUAGUCAACCCAGUUAAAACCUUCCGGAGCAACUUACAUCUUCCUAUGAAAAUCAUAAUUAAAUGGUACAGUAUGUACAGUCAACCAAUUGGAACCCUAUUAGGCCACUGUAGAACUUUGUCAAAGUAAUGUUAUAAAUCAGAUCGUAAAAAAUCUCUUACUGCUUGUCAUUUUCACAUGGUUGUAGAGUGGCCUAGGGUUCCAAUUGAUUGACUGUACAGGUGACAGAUAUUGUUAAUUUACAAAUUAAGUCCAAACAAUGCUCAGUUUUAUUUUUAAAUUAAUUAAGUAGUUAUAUAACCUAAACAUAUAAAUAUUUUAAGGCGAUCGAGCAUUAUAACGUAGGUACUUAAUAAAGGUAUUCAAAGACAAAGUUGUACUCACCCAUGCUUCCAAUGCGAAUUUAAGUUAGUAUUACAUACUUAAACUGACUAAUAUUAAUUUGGCAGGCAAUCAGUUUUAUUUGAAAAGCCACACUAAUAAACUAAAUCUUAAACCAAGGCCUGCCUUGCUCAGCAGUGGGAUAAGAAGAAAAUAUAAUUCUUUUGCAUAAUUACUGCCCAUUCUCUUACUAAGUAGCAAGCUUUCGUGUUUCGUCCUACCGUACCUGAUAAAGUGGUAUCCACAGAAAAACUUCAACACUUGGCUCGCUCAGCGUAUGAUGAUUGAUGAUACAGGAUACCUGCCUAGUAGCCUAGCACGUAUGUAUGCUCAUACAAGUUGAUAGUAUUGAUACCGACGUGGAUUUGUCAAGCCAUGUGGGAAAGGGUUGAUAUUAAGAGAUGUCGCGGUGUAUACAUAAUAUAUGUAGGAUUAAUUUUAUUACUAAACACACAUAUAUUUAUUUACAUGGCUAUACUUUAUUUAGUUGCGAGCAGACCGUUUGCCGCAGUGGACAUUCUUUAUACUGUAGUCAGGAAUGUCAAUCUAGAGCUUCAAAACGAAUUAGGAGACGAAGUUUAGGUAAACCAAAAUGCACUUAAUUAGUUCGUAUUCAUUUACUUAGCCAUUAGUUCAAAUAAGAUUAUAAUAGGCUAAUACAAUAAAUUAAUAGAAAUUAAAAUGGCUGUGUUCGAAGUUUACCUAGCGUAAAGCACAAUACUGUUUCGACAUAAGUUUGUAUUUUGACAUGUAAUUAGGGAAGAGGUAAUAGCGCGAUAAUUUUAAAUCAUAAUAUUAAGAAAUGUUAUCAUUAAUAUACUGUUUUCUUUCAUUGAAAGCUAUUGUUUUACGAGUUACCUACUUCUGGAGAUUAUUAGGCUAAUAAAAAGUGGAGACAACAUGCUACUGCAUUUUUCUUCGCUACUUAUUUAUAUUAUCAUGGACGAACUAAAAUUGGUUGCUAACCUAUUUUUUGGGUAUAGAGCUUUCCGAGCAUAGCAAAGUCAUAUAUUUACUGUUAUAGUUUGUUAAUUUAGAAAUAAUAUUCAAACAAGUUGAAUAAACAUUGUCGGGUAAAAAUGUAUAUCGACUGCAGUCUCCUAUACCUAAAGUAAGAAAACAUAUUAGCGUUAUUAUAUUAGUAUAGAUGUUUCUUACGUUUUUGAUUUUAUCAUUAGAUAUAUGUAUUUAAAUAGAAUACUGUUAAAGCUGAGAAAUGAGAAAACAAUAUCUCGGUACCGGCUUGUAAGACCCUGGUUUUGACCUGGCGUCGAAGGCAUAGGUUAUUUGUAACUCUGCCUAAUAGCACUAACUUAUACUUACGCACUUACUGUAAAAUAUCUUGUCCACUCAUUACUUUUAUAUCCAUGUUGUUUUAAUAAAUUUUUACGUGCGAAAAA